AUGUCUUCAAUUGAAGAAAACCUCGAGCGAGAGGGUAAACUCCCUUCCUUCUAUCGAAGGUACGUUGAUGAUACACUUACUAUCAUGCCAAAUAUCGCAACAGCAUCUAACUUCCUGGACACGCUUAACAAGGCACAUUCUUCCGUAAAAUUUACGAUGGAAACCGAAUGCAAUGGCAUGCUCCCUUUUUUGGGCAUCCAGUUACUGAACCGAUCGCCCCAAAUAGAGACAAAGGUGUACGUAAAACCCACGAAUUCAAGUCUCCUCUUACAUUACCAAAGUCACGUUGACAAUCGGUACAAACAGGGUUUACUCCGAACUAUGCUGGGUCGAGCACAUCGUUUAUCUUCUUCUUGGUCACACUUCUCAGACGAAUGUGACCGAUUGAAGACAGUAUUCUCGCGUUUAAAGUACCCCAAACACCUCAUCGACUCUGCCACCAAAAAUUUCGUUGACUCAAAGGUUUGUGACCAGCAGCGACCAUUAUUACCAACUAAAGAGACGGAUGACACAAUUCGAGUGGUUCUACCAUUUAAAGACCAAACCUAAGCAAAUUUUGUGAAAGGACAACUCAAGGAUCUGAGCCUAAAAGUGAACACCAACAUCCAGCCCGUAUUUGUCAGCCGAAAAAUUGAUCAAGAACUGAAUGUGAAAGAAGCAAAGCCAUCGAUCGUAAAUGAACAGUGUGUUGUUUAUAAAUACCAAUGUGACCUGUGCGAUGCAGGUUAUAUAGGAUACACACGCGGACAUUUACACAAUCGUGUAAAAGGACAUAAACAACAGUCCUCAGCCAUUGCCAAACAUUGCAAGAACGUACACGGGACGAUCCCUCAG
Messenger RNA from Pocillopora meandrina, 834 nucleotides. The record is from the annotation of a GenBank genome assembly. Lineage: Eukaryota; Metazoa; Cnidaria; Anthozoa; Scleractinia; Pocilloporidae.